Colletotrichum abscissum is the source of this 216-nucleotide messenger RNA. RefSeq lists its product as uncharacterized. Bases 1 to 216 code for a protein of 71 amino acids. The transcript is spliced from 2 exons. Lineage: Eukaryota; Fungi; Ascomycota; Sordariomycetes; Glomerellales; Glomerellaceae. The record is from RefSeq and is a predicted model, not a curated record.
AUGUCAACUUCCUAUCAAGAUUCUAUGCGAACUCCUGACCAGGAUGGUCUGCAGGAGAGCACAAGCGGAUGUGCUGAGCCAGAAUCCAGGAACCGAAUUGUCGAGAAACGAGAACCAACAUGGUCCGGAAAAGGCGUAGAAGACGGGAUCAAAGAUGAUGGCAACGACGGUAAAAUGCCCUGGGCCUUCGCAUGGCGUGUAGCAGGGGCUGUGUAG